UUUUUUAGGAUGUAUAUUCUGACGUGAAGAUACAUCCCUUUUUUCUAACUAUCUGUCAUUCGUUUGUCCAGUUGUCCAAAUAUCAGUCGCUCUUUUGUUUUUGUUCAGUCCUUCAUUUGGUACUCUCUUUUUCCCUCCAAGACCCCUUUUUGUCAAUUGAUUCAAGGGCGCUCGCUCUCUAUCAAUUUUCGGACCCGAUACCGCCAAACCACAAAAGGAAUUACCGUAAAGGAACCCAAAAAGAAAUAAACACAAUGCGGUUUCUGCUCCCCUUUGCCAUUGGGCUCACCCCCCAGGUUUCCGCCCUCAGCAUCAACAAGCCGGGCGCCAACUCGACAUACGCCGCCGGAUCUACUAUAACGGUCAACUGGACUACGGUGGACACUGAUCCCACCGAAAUUAGUCUCUAUCUGUGGAACUUUGUCUCCUGGCCUCCCUCUUACGUUCCUUUGGCUCAGAAUGUGCCCACCGCCGAUCAGUCAUACUCGGUGCAGAUCCCCUGCGACACCAACCCCGAAUGGGGUUAUCAGAUCAGCGCCAUCAACGGGACCAAUGUCUACAUUAUCUACGCGCAGGGUGACCGGUUCACAGUUUCAGAUGCUGUGAAUGGCACCAGCUGUGCCGACCCAGUCACCCCACCCCCCGCUUCCACCUGCGGUCCCACCAACGCGGUGUCAACCGUUUAUGUCACGGUGAGCCCUACUGGUUCCAGUUCUCGUCUGAUUCAUCAUCAUUCCUCCCACGGCUUUCAUUCCAGCCACCACCCGCAUUCCACCCACGCCCUUCCUGCUCCCUCCUCCACUGUCACUGCCUCUUCCAAAUACGUGAAGCCCGGAAUCGUGCCUAAGACUAUUGGUUGGUGCUCAGACUACUCCCACCCCGUGACCUUGGACAAGGUCCCAACGCCGACCCCGGUACCAACUAAACACAAUGACAAUGGACUCUCUACGGUGACUGCUGCACCGAGUGAGGUCACUGGCGACGCGAAGAUCGUGACGAUCACUACCACGGUGUCCGUACCUGCUGCUCCGGGAGACGAACAAUGCCUUUUUGUCUGAACACGGCGAUGCUGUGUUAGAAAAUGAUCUUUACUUCUUUGAUACUAUGUAUUUAGUAUAUUCUUUUAUUACUGGAGAUACGGUCCCACCAUACCGGAAAUCGUACCAGGACCACUUCCGCCAUGGUAAAUGUUUAAAUUUAAAGUACAACUCAUCCUACAGUCGCAAGUACGAAGAGGUUACAUUUACCUUAUGCGGUUACUAGUUUGUGCUAGACGUAGCCUAGCCGUUAU
Molecule: messenger RNA, 1291 nt
Organism: Aspergillus caelatus
Lineage: Eukaryota; Fungi; Ascomycota; Eurotiomycetes; Eurotiales; Aspergillaceae
Product: GPI anchored serine-threonine rich family protein
Exons: 1
Coding region: 255-1058 (267 amino acids)
Source: RefSeq, a predicted model, not a curated record